GAAGUGCCGGAUAUGUGUCGGACACCGCCGCAGAAAAACUGAAGCUGGCACCUCGCUGGACCUCCCGGGAUGUGGAGGAGAUAUUGAAAACUUCUGACUUGAGCUUCUACGACGUGGUCGUCUGCGUGGAUGCCGAGGCGCUGCAGCAACUUCGCGGUUUCGGGGAGCUCCCGGCGUCGGUGGUGGAGCUGGGCGAUUUCGGUCCGUACCUGGAUGAACGUCGGCCGGAGUCUCCGAUGAAGGCUUGGGUGCCAGAUUGGCGCCAGGUGAUAGAUCCCCAGUACGACGAGCGCCAGGAGGCAGCCGCAGCGCCCAAAGACGACGCCCUGGGCGUCUGGCUCACGGUGCCCGAGGACCUGGCGCGUCUUGUGCAGCCGCGCUACGAGCGAGUCCGGCAGAGCCUGUCCGCUGACGAGGCAAAAUUGGCCAAUGGUCUGUUUGGGGGCGACGACGAUGCGGCGGUACUCACGUACCAUGUUGCUGGGCUUGUCCGCUUCCUCAUGGACUCCUACCCGCUUGUGGGCUCGGGCGACGUGCCGCCGACCCAAGCCUCGGAGCUUCUUCGUCCCCACAGAAGCGAGGACCUGCCCCAGCUGCGGCCGCCCAAGGCGCCAGCCCAGGGUCUCUGGCUGGAGCGGGUCGAUCUGGAGGAUGCUGAGCCCGAUGCACUUUCUGAGGAGAAUGCCAGACAAGAAAAAAAAGUGCUUCGGGCAGUUGGGUGUCCUGGGGUUUCUGUACGUUCCAGACUAUGGUGCGAACGAAGACACUUGCAGCCGCCGUUUGGACUACUGGUUCUUUGGCACCUUGGGCUGACAAGUAGCAGGCCACUCAGGGGGGCCUUAAUAAUUCGUAGGACACGGCAUUGGAGUAUAUCAUAUUUUAGUAGAAACCAAUAA
Molecule: messenger RNA, 896 nt
Organism: Symbiodinium necroappetens
Lineage: Eukaryota; Dinophyceae; Suessiales; Symbiodiniaceae
Source: the annotation of a GenBank genome assembly